Molecule: messenger RNA, 1349 nt
Organism: Chara braunii
Lineage: Eukaryota; Viridiplantae; Streptophyta; Charophyceae; Charales; Characeae
Source: the annotation of a GenBank genome assembly
UGGGGUGCUAAUUCUCUAUGGUGUAUGGGCAAGUUCAGGUGCAAUAGCUGGUGGGGGGGGGGGGAGUAGUGUUCGCGGGGUGGAUUGUUAGCAGUGUUGGAUACUAUCGCAGUCUCGUGCGAUCGGAUUAGCACUGUGAAGCAUUUUAAUCGUUAGGUAGAAUAUGGCGGUAUCGUGGUCAUAGCCGGCAAGUAAAGGGAAAGACGGUGGCCUUGGGUUAGACAGAAGUCGGAGAUCCGCAGCGCGCGUGUGACGAGAUAGCGGCGGAGAGGGAGUAGGAGUACGACUCUACCACAACGACGAGAGGAACGGCUGAGCAGGCCGGAGCAAACCGAAGCUGACCAGAGUAGAGCAGAGAAAGGGAGUACCGUGACGGUCGACAGGUCGGAAUGGAAACUCACGUUGUCCUUGUAUUUGCGCUCGUGUGUAUGGUGAUGAUGGCAUCCUCUGCCAACUCUGGUGUAUAUGGAACGAGGGUAAUUAUUCAGGAGCUUGAUGCCGGAAUCCCCGACUCAAUCGAAGAGGCUCAGAGGGCGCUGGCCACGUCGGAUGUGUCCCCACCAGUGACUGAUCAGGAAAGAUCCGACUUCGUGGAGGCGCACAACGACGCGAGGGGCGCUGUGGGGGUCGCUCCCCUGCAGUGGGACGAUAAGCAUGAAGAGGAAGCGGGAAAAGCAGUGAACCUAUACUUUCCUCAAGCUUGCUUGAUUAACUCGGCGGGUGGUGAAAGUUACGGAGAGAAUAUCUUCUGUGGCAUCGACAGUGCUACUCCGCCGCAGUGGACUCCGCGGAGCGCUGUCAACGACUGGGUUCUAGAAAAAGGGAAAUACGAUUACAAUUCGAACUCCUGUAAUCCGCCGGGAUCUGUUUGUGAUCACUACAAGCAAGUGGUGAACAAAAACACCACGAAAUUGGGAUGUGCUAUUGCAAGACAGGCUUCAAAGAUGCUGGUGGUAUGCAAGUAUACUAAAAAGGCUACUGCAGAUCGACCUUAUUGAUGUCGGAAUAAGGGGUGCCUGGCCGUUUUCAGUGUUGCAUGAUAGAUUCUACGGAGGCGAAAAUAUUACAUGGGGGGAAUAUGAUGGCGCGAGGAAACCGAGCUUUCCUCUUCUGAGUACCCUUUCGUAAGCAGUUUGUUCCUCUUCUUGUUUUGUUCUCUUCGGGCUGGAGCAGCUGGAGAAUGCCGUCAGAUCUUUCGCCGCCUCUUGGGGCAACUCAUCUCGCAAUGUGACGCAGCACCGAGAUGUUGGCGAUGUGAUUUACUGCUCCUUUUGGUCCUUCCGUCUCGCUAUCGUUGGGGGGCACAUCAUUCGUCAAAGCUGUGUGCGAUCAUGAAGGCUAUUAAUUGG